AUGUUCAAUGAAGCUAUUGAGUUGUUUGAAGAUUUGUUGCGGUUCCCGGAUUUGAAACCCGAUAGUUACACGUAUCCAAGUGUGUUGAAGGCUUGUGGUGGAUUAAGGAGAGUAGAAUAUGGAAUCAAGGUUCAUGUCAAUCUGAUAAAAUCCGGGUAUUUAUCAGAUGUUGUUGUCGCUAGCUCUUUGAUAAGUGUGUAUGCCAAGUCCGGAGGGUUUGGAUUAGCUGUAAAGGUGUUCGAUGAAAUGCCUGAAAAAGACGUGGCUAGUUGGAAUAACGUGAUUUCUUGCUAUUAUCAAAGUGGUCAGUACGAGAAAGCUUUGGGUUAUUUUGAGAGGAUGAAAAAAUUGGGGUUUAGGCCCGAUUCUGUCUCCUUCACGACAGCCAUUUCAUCUUGUGCAAGGCUUUUGGAUAUGGAAAGAGGGAAGAGGAUCCAUGAAGAAGUGAGUCCUGAUUCUGUACAAAUGUGGAGCAUCUCUAUAAUAAAGAAAUCUUGCAGAAGUUCGAUUUCUCACACACUGAGCUUGUUGCAUCUUCUCAGAAAUAAGAAUCAAUCUAACCACGGUUGA
Molecule: messenger RNA, 570 nt
Organism: Fraxinus pennsylvanica
Lineage: Eukaryota; Viridiplantae; Streptophyta; Magnoliopsida; Lamiales; Oleaceae
Source: the annotation of a GenBank genome assembly